Messenger RNA from Dermatophagoides farinae (American house dust mite), 531 nucleotides. RefSeq lists its product as uncharacterized. Lineage: Eukaryota; Metazoa; Arthropoda; Arachnida; Sarcoptiformes; Pyroglyphidae. The record is from RefSeq and is a predicted model, not a curated record.
CAUUAUUCAAGUAUUACCCAAAUUGUACAAAAGAUAUAUAUUUGAAUUCAAGACAAACAUUGUCAUCAUUCAACAACGAUGCGAGCCAUUAUUUUCAUCAACCUGUUUAUUGUGAUGAUGAUUGCAUUUGGAUCAUCAUCAUGUGAUAAUGUUAAUUAUUAUCAAUCGCGGCCAUUAAUGAUGCCGCCACCUGACUAUGAUGACCAUAAUAGACCAAUAAUUGGAAAUCCAUUCACUAAAUGGAAACAAGCAAUACGUACUCUUUAUCAUAAACUUGGUGGUUCACCAAAAAUCAUAAAAUUCAUACAAUGUUUGGGAAAACAAUUUUUUCAAGAAUGUGGUCAACACAUUAUGACUUGUUGUACUACAGUUAAUACAGUUGAAUGUAUGAAUAUGUUACCAUGUGGUGGUCAAGUCGUAAAAACUUGUUGGCAAUUACAACAACCACAACAACAACAACAACAUCAGCAAAAAUUGGGAUAUUAUGGACAAUCAGAUUAUAAUUAUGAUGAUUCUGAUUAUUAUUAUUAA